AUGAACUGCUCGGCUGAUAUAAAUGAAUGUGAUACUCUUCGUCCUUGCAGGAACAAUGGUAAAUGUAUAAACACAGUGGGAGGAUACGCGUGCCACUGUUCCGCAGGAUGGACGGGAAUGAACUGCUCGGCUGAUAUAAAUGAAUGUGAUACUCUUCGUCCUUGCAGGAACAAUGGUAAAUGUAUAAACACAGUGGGAGGAUACGCGUGCCACUGUUGCGCAGGAUGGACGGGAAUGAACUGCUCGGCUGAUAUAAAUGAAUGUGAUACUCUUCGUCCUUGCAGGAACAAUGGUAAAUGUAUAAACACAGUGGGAGGAUACGCGUGCCACUGUUCCGCAGGAUGGACGGGAAUGAACUGCUCGGCUGAUAUAAAUGAAUGUGAUACUCUUCGUCCUUGCAGGAACAAUGGUAAAUGUAUAAACACAGUGGGAGGAUACGCGUGCCACUGUUCCGCAGGAUGGACGGGAAAGAACUGCUCGACUGAUAUAAAUGAAUGUGAUACUCUUCGUCCUUGCAGGAACAAUGGUAAAUGUAUAAACACAGUGGGAGGAUACGCGUGCCACUGUUCCGCAGGAUGGACGGGAAAGAACUGCUCGACUGAUAUAAAUGAAUGUGAUACUCUUCGUCCUUGCAGGAACAAUGGUAAAUGCAUAAACACAGUGGGAGGAUACGCGUGCCACUGUUCCGCAGGAUGGACGGGAAAGAACUGCUCGACUGAUAUAAAUGAAUGUGAUACUCUUCGUCCUUGCAGGAACAAUGGUAAAUGUAUAAACACAGGGGGAGGAUACGCGUGCCACUGUACUACAGGAUGGACGGGUCAAAACUGCUCUCAGGAUGUAAAUGAGUGUGAUGUGAUUCAUCCAUGCAAAAAUAAUGGUUUAUGCAGAAACACGUGGGGGAGAUACAUUUGUCAUUGUACGGUAGGUUGGAAAGGGCAGAACUGUUCCGUUGAUGCAAAUGAAUGUGAUGAGUUUCAUCCGUGCCAGAAUAAGGGCUCAUGCGUCAACACGGUAGGAAAUUAUACAUGUCAUUGUCCUGUCGGAUGGAAAGGACAAAACUGUUCCGUUGAUGCCAAUGAAUGUGAUGAGUUUCAUCCGUGCCAGAAUAAGGGCUCAUGUUACAACACAGUAGGAAAUUAUACAUGUCAUUGCCCUGUAGAAUGGAAAGGACAAAACUGUUCUGUUGAUGUCGAUGAAUGUGAUACGUUUCAGCCAUGUCAGAAUAAAGGCUCAUGCAUCAACACAGUAGGAAAUUAUACAUGUCAUUGCCCUGUAGAAUGGACAGGACAAAACUGUUCUGUUGAUGUCGAUGAAUGUGAUACGUUUCAACCGUGUCAGAAUAAAGGCUCAUGCAUCAACGUGGAAGGAAAUUAUACGUGUCAUUGCCCUGUAGAAUGGAAAGGACAGAACUGCACUGUUGAUGUAAACGAAUGCAAUAAUUCACUCUGCAAACAUAAUUCAACGUGCUAUAACGUUGACGGCGGAUAUACCUGCAUCUGCCCUCCAAACUGGUCCGGCAACAACUGUGAGAACGAUGUAGAUGAAUGCAGUAGUUCUCCUUGCAAGAAUGACGGAAACUGUUCUAACACAGACGGCAGUUACACCUGCACAUCGACACAAACAAGAAGUACAACACCUGCAGCUACCACAUGGACACAAACAAGCAGCACCAGACUGAGAGUUACUACAGUGACCGGCUUUGAAAUUCGACUGGAAGAUGCCAUCCAUCCAAGAUGCACAAGUUCAGGGUGGAAUAUAACCCUGGACAUGUCGAAAGUUAGACAGCUAUAUCCGGAGAUAAAAGCCAACCAAAUUUAUUUUGGUGACAACACUUGUCGAGGGAAACUGGUUGGAGAUCAUUUAGUAUUUCUUCAGGGAUUGAGAGACUGCCUUACAGCCGAACGGAUAUCAGGCAACACGAUAUUAUACGAAAAUGAAUCAUUCUAUGCAAUCUCCGACCCCAUACAUCCAUUCAUCAUACGACAGUACAAAUGGAAAUACGGUGUUGAGUGUGACAUCAGUCGUAAUGAGGCUACGUCAUCGCACGUGCAUCACAACGUCGAAUCACACCAUUCUGUAGUAUCUGGUCAUUACAGUAUAAACUUGACAUUUUUCAAAGAUCCGAGCUUUAUGAAUCAGCUUCCUGGAAAUCCUGUACAAACGAAUGUGGGUGAUGACGUCUAUGUCAAGGUUUUCACAACGGCAACCGACUGGAAUAUUAAAAUGAGGCUGCAUACGUGUUACACGAAACCGACGGAGGCUGCAGCAAAUAUGGUGUACUACAUAAUCAAGGAUGGAUGCGAAGUAGACAAUAAUACUCAUAUUAUGUCCCAGUCAACACACGAGACGAGAUUCGUGUUCCAAGAUUUUGUGUAUUUCUCAAACAGAGAAGGUCUCAACAUCCACUGCAAUGCCACGUUUUGUGAAACAAAAGACUUUUCUCCAGGAUGCGCACAAUCUUGUAUAUCCCACGAGAAUCAAGCUCUUAUUGGAAAAUAGGCGCCGAUUGCAUACAUGCGUCAAAUGUUGCAAUGUUAUUAUGAGAGUAUAUCCUCUACAUUUAAGACUUAUUCAGAUCACAAGAUAAAUGUUAGAAAAUCAGAAAGUUUUAAAUAUUUGAAAGCUUAUUUCAACGUUGCCGAGACAAACAAAGUGUUAUGAUAAUUAAACAUUAUAAACUACAUUAUAUGUAUUGUGUUGUAUUGUUAAGAAGCAAUAAAGGUCGUUAUAUUCAAUUUUAGAUACUCUGAAAAGUAUCUUCUGAAAGUACGCAACACAUUGUAGAUUUACAAGAGACGUCUGUUUCUUGUAAUAAUUCAGAACAAUGAUUUUGUUUUAUAUUAUUUGUCCAUAUUAUAUAAUCACCCAUACGAUAUAGAGCUACAUUCACUGACUUUUUUUUGCAUCUAACUAUUUAUCCGAAACAAGCUACUAGUAUACAGACACACCUUUUUGAAUUUUCGCAAUGAAUUUCGUAUUGCUAAUAGAUACAUUUAGGAUUUUUUAAACGUUGAGGGAAAUAUGUUCGUAACGAAAGCGAAUAAUGUAGCUGUAAUAUCAUUUGAUUCAUUUAAUGAACACUUACCAUAUUUAAAAAGCUAAACAAUUAACAUGCAUUGAGGUUCUGGCUGUCUGUCUGGCUGUCUGUCUGUCUGAUAGUUACCAGCUAGGGAUAAAGAUGUAUAUUUGUUUUCGUCAUGAAUUGCUUGCCUUUUAUAACAAAUUCGAACGUUUGUAAAUUCGAGAGAAAUGUGUGGGUUUUUUAUAAAAAGAAAGAAAUGGGUACAGAACGUAAAUAAGGUAAAGUUAUUCAUAGCAUUAUUGGAAUUUUUUUUCCAUUAUGGAGUAUAAUUUACAACAUCUGUAUCUCAAAAUGUGAUCGCUUUCAUAAUUACUUUAAUUAUAUGAAAAUAUAAUCUAGAUAUCGAUUGCCUAUUAGAUGUUUUGCUGAGAUGCUAAGAAUAUAAUUUCGAUAGAUCUCUUCAUCCAACAUAAUAAUAAAAGUGUUACUUAAGACUGCCAAACAAGAAUGAUUAGGAUAGUCUAGUUCUGAAUUCUUUUGAACGAAUGGCCUAUUACUGAGGGCAGUUGUAUGUAUGAAAAUGAAUGUCAUUACUAAUUAGAUA
Molecule: messenger RNA, 3626 nt
Organism: Mercenaria mercenaria
Lineage: Eukaryota; Metazoa; Mollusca; Bivalvia; Venerida; Veneridae
Product: fibropellin-1-like
Exons: 4
Coding region: 1-2499 (832 amino acids)
Biological process (GO): establishment or maintenance of epithelial cell apical/basal polarity; heterophilic cell-cell adhesion
Cellular component (GO): protein-containing complex; plasma membrane
Molecular function (GO): calcium ion binding
Source: RefSeq, a predicted model, not a curated record